This is a messenger RNA of Hypomesus transpacificus, 830 nucleotides long. RefSeq lists its product as uncharacterized. The transcript is spliced from 4 exons. Bases 75 to 461 code for a protein of 128 amino acids. The record is from RefSeq and is a predicted model, not a curated record. Lineage: Eukaryota; Metazoa; Chordata; Actinopteri; Osmeriformes; Osmeridae.
ACUCAAGCUGAAGGUCGAGAUUCAUCGAAGUGACACGCAAGAGUCCUCUUGAGCUCCAGCUACUCCCCUGAAAGAUGGGUCUCCUUGAGAUUGUCCUCCCCAUGUUGACGUUUGGCAUCACCAUCCUGUGCUGCUCGGCGUUCUGCAAGCUGUUCCACCGCAUCCGCGAGGCCCGACUGGAGAGCGACCUCAGACCAGAGCGACCCUCCAUCUUCGUCAUCCCCCUGCCAGUCUCCUCCCGCGAGCCCAGCGCCCCUCACCGGCCCCCCCGCUACAGCGCGUCCACCUUUUACAGCCUGCCGCCACCUUACAACGAGGUGGAGAUGAAGCCAGAUGUCUUCCUCCCUCCAGAGGGCCCUCCUCCCGCCUAUUCAGAUGUCUCUCACUCUGCAGCUUUCCCCUCGUUACCCCAGCAACCACAAAUGGAACAUCCACAACCCCAUCACCAACCACAGGACUGAACCAACUGGAAGGGGUAUCAUGGCUAAAGACUUUAGGGGGGAAACAGACUAUUUAAGACAUGGGCAUACCUGAGGAGCCAGGUCGGUGUAAGACUGACUGACUGACUGACUGAUUGACUGUGAGAGAAGUUGCACCUUAUGUUUUGGGAUGUCUUCAAAUUUGUCUUUUUCUAUUUCACCAAGAAAGGGUUGGCACAUAAUCAUCCUGUCUUCACCGGACCUUCUCCAGGUUUGGGUUAGGGUUAUUAGGUUUAGGGUUAUUCUAGGUUAAUAUAAUUGUGUACAAUAUUCUGAAAUACCUUUCCAGUUCUAUUAUUAUUCAGUUUUGUAAUGUCAUUCAAUAAUGUAUAAAUGAUAUUCAUACUGCUC